This is a messenger RNA of Clarias gariepinus (North African catfish), 399 nucleotides long. RefSeq names its product interleukin-8-like. Gene Ontology annotation, biological process: chemokine-mediated signaling pathway; antimicrobial humoral immune response mediated by antimicrobial peptide; inflammatory response. Gene Ontology annotation, cellular component: extracellular region. Gene Ontology annotation, molecular function: CXCR chemokine receptor binding; chemokine activity. The coding region runs from base 124 to 396 and encodes 90 amino acids. The record is from RefSeq and is a predicted model, not a curated record. The transcript is spliced from 3 exons. Lineage: Eukaryota; Metazoa; Chordata; Actinopteri; Siluriformes; Clariidae.
ACGUGUACUACCCCAGACACUGCACUGUAUAAAUGUGUCUUCCUCAAGUUAUCUUGUGACCAGACUUGUUCUACAGUCACAUUUACUGCUUGAGAUUGUGACGAGAAAGUAAAAGAACUGACCAUGAGCCGAUCCGUUCUGCUGCUGCUGCUUGGAUGUUGGAUGUGUGCUUCAUUUUGUACAGCAUUCCGAAUGGAGAGAUCUGAGCGCUGUCUCUGUCAGAAGUCCUACAGAAUCCAUCCCAAGAACAUCUUUGAAUGGAAACUAUAUCCACCAAGUGCAUCGUGCAUGGCUUAUGAGAUUGUGGUGACGACCACAUCUGGUAGAAAAACUUGCCUCCUUUCAGCCUCGAAGGCAUGGAAGUUCAUAAUGAGUGGACAGCGCGGACCAAUAUAAAGC